Molecule: messenger RNA, 1538 nt
Organism: Cydia fagiglandana
Lineage: Eukaryota; Metazoa; Arthropoda; Insecta; Lepidoptera; Tortricidae
Exons: 7
Coding region: 161-928 (255 amino acids)
Source: RefSeq, a predicted model, not a curated record
CAAGUCAUGUCAACACACUUAUGGCGUAACCUCCUAAAUUUCCGUGUUUAUAUUUGGACAUAAAUUAAAAAUUUGGUAUAGGUUUCAAAAUUUUUGUAUUAAAUAUACAUUUUAAAGUGUAAACUACAAAAUUGUAAAGUGUAAAAAAAGUGCCAACAAAAUGCCUGAACAAAACGAAUCCAAGGGUGCCGAUAAAGAUAAAAGAGUAAAAAUCAAUGUUGAAGGGGAAGAUGAGGUCGGCGACGGCGAGAUGGGCCGUAAGAAGAUGAAGCGGUUCGUGAUGCCCAACGUGCCGAGGUGGUGGCAGCUCAAGAUCAUACAAUAUGCCUUCGCCCACCCGCACGUCCGGGCGCGGCUCGAGAAGCACAUGGGCUCCAACCUGGUGCUGCUGACCGACAAGGCCUACAUGACCCAGCUGGAGGACCGCAUCCGCGAAGUCAACGAGGAGAACCUCAACAAGAGGAUAUCCACCCGAGUCCUCGACGAAAUGGAGCGGCUGAAACGGCUAAUCCUCGUCGGGAAGACUCCACUGAAGGAGUGCCCCCCUGAGCUCUACAACCACCCCGUCUUCGUGUUUUGGAGGAUGGUCAAUAAGGAGGUCCAGAGAGCGUCGAAGAAACGGGCUGAUGCGUUUCUCAGGAAACUGAAGGCGGCACAAAAGGCUAUUCAAACUGCCGACGAAGACGUGGAAACGGUAGAGGAGGAAACAGAAAGCGAGCAGCUGACGCCCCAGCAGCUGCUCGACAAGGUCAACCAGGAGUUGGAGCAGCAAAAGGCAGCCGACAUCGAGAAGGGUGUCCGUUUCACCGACGACCAGUACGCGCUCAUCAAGUAUGAGACGCCGGAUGUUAAGACUCUCAAAACUCUUACGACCGUGGAAGAGCUGUACGCAUUGGCCGACAAGAUUAUUGGAACUAAACGCAUUUGAGCUAUUUUGUAAAAAUUCUUGGUAAUGAAACUAUAUUAACUUUAAAAAAUGGUAGAACGAACAGUUUAAUUGAAAUUGGAAUUACACUGGUAGAACUAGGAAUAGGACAAACCCCGCCAGUAUACAAGGUCCACAUAUUAUCUCCUAGUAAUCUUUUGAGAAUUACCUAUAAUCAAAAGGAUCUAACGGUAUCGACCUAUUCCAACUGUAUUCGAGAUAUUUAUUGAUAGCGAUACCCGCUUGAAUGAUAAUAGGUAUCAAAUAGGUAACAUUUUGUAGUAAUUGUUUUCUAAUAACUUAAUCAUUAGUAUCAGUAGUGAGAAGCAUUUUUUAUGAAUAUUUUAUUGCCAUAAGCCUUAUCAUUUUAGUUAUUGAGUCAACUCUAAAAAAUGAGUAAGUAACAGUAGAUUUAUUGACAGACAGUAGAUUUAUUGAUCCCGACAUGAAGGUUGUCGCACUGUUUAUCAAAUUAGUGUGAAAAAGAUUGCUUAAGUUUAAACAAUAAAAUAAAAAUAGAAAUCACAUUGACCCCUAGUCAAUGUUUAAUGUGUAAGUGUUUACAACACGUAUUAAGCAACUGUGAUUUUGUAAUAAAUUGUGUCGUAAUACA